Molecule: messenger RNA, 1177 nt
Organism: Sorex fumeus (smoky shrew)
Lineage: Eukaryota; Metazoa; Chordata; Mammalia; Eulipotyphla; Soricidae
Gene: WNT16
Product: Wnt family member 16
Exons: 4
Coding region: 15-1103 (362 amino acids)
Biological process (GO): neuron differentiation; multicellular organism development; canonical Wnt signaling pathway
Cellular component (GO): extracellular region
Molecular function (GO): cytokine activity; frizzled binding
Source: RefSeq, a predicted model, not a curated record
UCCAUGCGGGGGCCAUGGACAGAGCAGCGCUCCUGGGACUGUCCCGCCUGUGCGCGCUGUGGGCAGCCCUGCUCGCGCUCUUCCCCUGCGGAACGCAGGGCAACUGGAUGUGGUUGGGCAUCGCGUCCUUCGGGGUUCCCGAGAAGCUGGGCUGCGCCAACCUGCCGCUGAGCAGCCGCCAGAAGGAGCUGUGCAAACGGAAGCCCUACCUGCUGCCAAGCAUCCGCGAGGGCGCCCGCCUGGGCAUCCAGGAGUGCAGGAGCCAGUUUCGCCACGAGAGAUGGAACUGCACGGUGGCCGCCGCCUCCACGCCCGCCUCCAGCGCCCUCUUUGGCCACGAGCUGAGCAGCGGUACCAAGGAAACAGCCUUUAUUUAUGCUGUAAUGGCUGCAGGCCUGGUGCAUUCUGUGACCAGGUCAUGUAGCGCAGGUAACAUGACAGAGUGUUCCUGCGACACCACCUUGCAAAAUGGCGGCUCAGCGAGUGAAGGCUGGCAUUGGGGGGGCUGCUCUGAUGAUGUUCAGUAUGGCAUGUGGUUCAGCAGAAAGUUCCUAGAUUUCCCCCUCAGAAACACCUCUGGAAGAGAAAGCAAGGCACUAUCAGCAAUGAAUCUACAUAACAGUGAAGCUGGAAGGCAGGCUGUUGCCAAGUUGAUGUCAGUUGACUGCCGGUGCCAUGGAGUUUCUGGCUCCUGUGCUGUGAAAACAUGCUGGAAAACCAUGUCGUCUUUUGAGAAGAUUGGCCAUUUGUUGAAAGAGAAGUAUGAAAACAGUGUCCAAAUCUCAGACAAAAUAAAGAGGAAAAUGCGAAGGAGGGAAAAGGAUCAGAGGAAAAUCCCCAUUCACAAGGAUGACCUGCUUUACAUUCAUAAGUCUCCCAAUUACUGUGUAGAAGACAAGAAACUCGGGAUUCCAGGGACACAAGGAAGAGAAUGCAACCGAACGUCAGAGGGUUCUGAUGGCUGCAACCUCCUGUGCUGUGGCCGAGGUUAUAACACGCAUGUGGUCAGGCAUGUGGAGAGGUGUGAGUGUAAGUUCAUUUGGUGCUGCUAUGUCCGCUGCAGGAGGUGUGAAAGCAUGGCUGACGUCCACACUUGCAAGUAACUGCUCCGUCAGGCCUUGGGCAGCGUGGCUCAGGGACGUGCAGUUGGAGUCUCACCCAAGGGUGCAUCUUUCAC